AUUGACGAAACGACAAAAAGACCUCGCCCAAUUACAAUUUCACAUGGCCCGUGCACAGCCUUCCAUCCUAUGUAUGUACAACACACUAGCGCGGUAAACUUGCCGCCCCGAUGCCGACCCUCGACCAAUCAAAUCCCUUGCAACAUGAUUAUCUCAACCUCGAACUCUUAAAUCGCCUCAAUACAAGAAUUAAUUCAAUCCAGCUGUCUAAAGCUUAGGUCAGGUUAGGUCAGGUACUUAGGUCCAGCAGCCCGCCCCUUCCUGGCAUUGUCCGGUAGUCACACCCACGUCGCCUUCGCAGCUGCCGGACUCUCCCAAAAACAUCACACACAAAAUGGCAUCCCUCAGAACCCAAGCGGCCGCCGCCACCACCACCAUGCUUCGAAGCGCGAGAUUGGUUCCGAAUAGGCAGGCUUUGGCCAUGGCGCAGCGGCGCUUCAAGACUGACGACUCGAAAACUUCUCUUACCGAGACGACCGAACAAGCCGCUAUCCCCGAGGAGAAGCCUCAUAAUGCUCCCGACUUUGGUGCGCAUAUCGACCGAGCUACAUCAACAUUCACACCCGUUCCGAAGCGAGUAAUGGAUGGUAGCGAAGACCAUGCCGUCCUCCCCGCCGCUGUGCUCUCCGGCGCACCAGUGGAACUGCAGGCCAGAACCGUCCGAAUCUACCAACCGUCCAAACCCGCCACGCAGUCAGGAAACUGGGGUAGCCACCACUGGAGAAUGGACUGGGACGUCCUAGCCAAGGGACACCGAUGGGAGAACCCUCUAAUGGGCUGGCAAUCAUCCGGUGAUUUUAUGCAGGGCACCAAGCUCGAAUUCAAGAGCAAGGAAGACGCUAUUGCUUUCGCCGAAAAGCAGGGUUACGAAUAUUUCGUACAAGAACCCAACGUUCGAGCCUUUACACCAAAGGCUUAUGCUAAUAACUUCUUGUAUUCGCCCAAGAAGCUAAAGCUCGUGCGAGCUAAAUAGACGGCAAAAUAGAUCAGUCUGGGAAAGUGACCA
Daldinia decipiens is the source of this 1006-nucleotide messenger RNA. RefSeq names its product ETC complex I subunit conserved region-domain-containing protein. The transcript has 3 exons. The record is from RefSeq and is a predicted model, not a curated record. Gene Ontology annotation, biological process: electron transport chain. NCBI's taxonomy places the organism in Eukaryota, Fungi, Ascomycota, Sordariomycetes, Xylariales, Hypoxylaceae. The coding region runs from base 335 to 973 and encodes 212 amino acids.